Kwoniella botswanensis is the source of this 1569-nucleotide messenger RNA. RefSeq lists its product as uncharacterized. Gene Ontology annotation, cellular component: DNA replication preinitiation complex; nuclear pre-replicative complex; nuclear origin of replication recognition complex. Gene Ontology annotation, molecular function: DNA replication origin binding. Bases 1 to 1569 code for a protein of 522 amino acids. The transcript has 11 exons. The record is from RefSeq and is a predicted model, not a curated record. NCBI's taxonomy places the organism in Eukaryota, Fungi, Basidiomycota, Tremellomycetes, Tremellales, Cryptococcaceae. Gene Ontology annotation, biological process: DNA replication initiation; DNA replication.
AUGGAAGAGGAUAGAUACCAGUCGCUAAGCAAGGGCGUUUUCGUCAUUCCAUUUCAACCUGAUGACAAUGAAGCAGGACCAUCUAGACCCCAUGUCAGACCGCUGAAGAAGCUAUAUGCUUCCGCACUGGAGCAUUACGAAAGAGCUUAUUCUGAAUACAACGAUGAGAGGACAUCAGAACAGCUGGAUGAUAUCUCAGAUUGGAUAGAAAGGUGUUCUGCUGAACCACUUUUGAAAAUGAAGAACCCCAUAUACAGGUUGGAAGUUGGUUUGCUACAGAAUACAUCAUCAUCCCUACCUUCUCUAUUACAUACCAUCGGUACUAGUACCUAUACAUUACAUGGAAGGGAUGUGAAUGAUGUGAAUGCGGGAUUGAAAGCUAUAGCAAUAGGAUUCAUGGGGGAGACUAACGCACCGGCUAAGAAAACUGGAAGGACAGGUAUAGAAGAGGUAGAACGAUGGUACAAGGCCAGAAAAAAUAAACCCCAGUUAUUAUUACAUAUUCAAGAAGCUCAAUUGAUAUCUUCAUCGGUUUUAGGCGAACUAAUGUACAUAUUCUCAAUACACCCUUCCCUACCGAUUCGACUUCUCCUCUCUGUUCCAUCCAUCACCCACUUUUUAUCCACCUGGACACCCUUAGAACCUAGUUCAAUAGCGAUAUCUAUGCUCUCUUCGUCGGGCGUUAAGAAGAGGAAUAAUGGUGUGGAAGCUAUAUUGAGGGCGAGUGACACUGCUCCAUUGAAGAUAUCAUACGAGUUAGCAGAUGAGAUACGUUCAGAGGAAGCCAAGUCUGGAGGAGGACCUAUGUUGGUUUUGAAAGCUAUCAAAUGGCUGCUACUACAUCAUUCAGUCAAUUCACCUCUUUCGCAAUUGGCAUUCACAUCCGAUCCCGAGCAGUUAAAGAGAGUUCAGGCUUUGGUGAAUGCUGUUCUGCGAAGGCCUAACGAUCCCAGUAUACCAGGCAGAGAUUUAUUCGAGAUCACUAUCAACAAGGAUCUAUCCUCUGUAUUGAAUCCAGCACCGAGAACGUCCAUUCUUCACGCUUUAUCAGAUUGCAGCGAUUAUGUGACACCUGCUAUAGUAUCGGAAGAGAGGGCACGAUCGUCAUCCCCAUCACCUAUGAAGGAGACCUCGAAGAAGCGCAAACAUCCGACGAAGGGAGAUGACCGGUCGAGUAAACGUAAACGGGCAGAAACAGUUGAGGACGAGAUUGAACAAGGUGAAAAGGGUAAAGGCGAGGAACUCAAGGAAUUACAGAUGCUAUAUGAAUUAUGGAGGAGUGCAGGUAAAUCGGUGAAUCUGUGGGAUUGGUUAGAAGGGUUCAGUGGAGUCAUGAGUGAACGACCGCAAGUACAGCAGGAGAAGGAUGGCGCAGAGGAUGAUGGGGACGGGACAAAAGAAGGUGAGGAAGGUGAUGGUGGAGUCGGACUGCAUGACGAGGAGAACGAAGCUCGUCUGCAUGCGAUCUUCAUCAGAUUUGUGGAAGAGGCUAGGAUGAUUGGAUUGAUUAGGGCGAGAGGGAAGGGUAGGAAGGCUGAUGAGGUGGUUAAAGGUAUUGGUUUUGUAUAG